AUGGGAAGUCAUGUCUUGGUGUACGGCGGUGGGCUAUGGCUGUCUCUUUCCCGCCGUCGUUGCCGGAUAGUUAGUGGGGCCGGCGGUGACGGUGGCGCGGCGUGGCGGGUUCUGGAGCAAGUCGACGAGGAGCUGAGCAAGGGGGACGAGAGAGCUGCUUUGGGCCUCGUCAGGGAUUUGCAGGGAAAACCCGGCGGCCUCCGCUGCUUUGGCGCCGCUCCCCAGAUUCCUCAGAGGCUGUACACGCGAGACGAGUUGAGAUUGAACGGCAUAGAAACUUCUUCUCUUUUGUCUCCUGUGGACGCCACUCUGGGUUCCAUAGAGAGGGGCAUUCAGGCUGCUGCUGUCUUGGGAGGAAUUGCGGCUUGGAACUUUCUUGAGCUAAGCCCCCAACAGAUCUUUUUCUCGUCACUUGGGCUGUUGUUCCUCUGGACCUUGGAUGCGGUUACUUUCAAUGGCGGGAUCAGUUUCUUGGUUCUUGACACCCUUGGCCACUUAUUCAGCCAAAAAUACCAUAAUAGAGUUGUUCAGCAUGAGGCAGGCCAUUUCUUGAUUGCCUAUCUGCUUGGAAUUUUACCCAAGGGAUACACACUAACCAGCUUGGAGGCACUCAAAAAGGAAGGGUCUCUCAAUGUUCAAGCUGGGACUGCUUUUGUCGACUUUGAAUUUCUUGAGGAAGUGGGGAAAUUUAACUGCCAAGUCUUGGUGAGCAAAGGGAAAGUAUCAGCUACGACACUGAACAGGUUCUCGUGCAUAGCACUAGCUGGUGUGGCAACAGAGUAUCUCCUAUUUGGUGCUGCAGAAGGAGGUCUUGCGGAUAUCAACACGUUGGAUAGAUUACUUAAGAGCUUAGGCUUUACACAGAAGAAGGCGGAUGCCCAAGUUAGAUGGGCUGUACUGAAUACUGUCCUUCUCCUUCGUCGUCAUGAAAAGGCUCGGGCAAUGCUUGCAGAGGCCAUGUCUGAAGGACAAUCUGUAAGCUCUUGUGUCCAAAUGAUUGAGAAAGCCAUAGAUGUUGAUGACUUGUAAUAUAUGUGACCAACGUGUUUUUCGAUUGCUUGUGUUUUAUCAUUUAUGAUAUCGAUAACGUGUACAUUGUGUCGUGUAGUGUGGUCAUUUCAUGCUCAUUUGAUGAGUAAACACUUAUGUAGUUUCUUGUUUGUAAGACAGUAUUGCUCUGCAUAUUAAUCUGAGGCAAGCCA
Striga asiatica is the source of this 1202-nucleotide messenger RNA. NCBI's taxonomy places the organism in Eukaryota, Viridiplantae, Streptophyta, Magnoliopsida, Lamiales, Orobanchaceae. The record is from the annotation of a GenBank genome assembly.